GUCUGAAGUCCUCCUCAGCAGUCAGAGUGUGUGGAUAUAUCCAACUGGAGGACAAACCCCUUUGAUUGGAUCCCCAUAGCUGACUGGCUGGUGUGGUGGAUACCCUGCUUGUCCCUCACAUAGUCCUGUUUGUGGAGAGCUCUGACCAGGUGGGAGGCCUUUUCACAUAGCACGCCGGACCAGGGAGGAAGACUUUUAACGUGACACGCCGGACCAUGGACAGGAAGAGGAAAUGGGUGCUGAACAGCGGUGCUUUGCUGGUGAUAUUCCUUGGUCGCAUGACCACAGGCUUAGAAGUGCCUCUUGACCCUAAGGUUCUGGAAGGAUUACCACAGCCUCCCACUAUAACCCACCAAUCCUCUAAGGAUUUCAUCAUCGACCCUCGGGAGAACAUCCUCAUCUACUGUGAGGCCAAAGGGAAGCCGCAUCCCAGCUUUUCCUGGACACGGAAUGGGACGCAUUUUGACGUGGAGAAGGACUCUAAGGUGUUGAUGAAGCCGAGCUCAGGGACGCUGGUCAUAGACAUCAGUGGGGAGAAGGCUGAGGCCUACGAGGGGAUCUACCAGUGUACCGCACGCAACGAGCACGGGACCGCAGUUUCCAACAACAUCGUCAUCAGACAGUCGAGGUCCCCCUUGUGGUCGAAGGAGAGGAAAGAGGCAAUCAUGGUACAGGUGGGAGUGUCUCUGGUGCUGCAGUGUCGACCCCCUGCGGGCCUGCCCCCUCCCAUCAUCUUCUGGAUGGACAACAACUUCCAGCGCCUGCCUCAGAACACGCGUGUGUCCCAGGCGUUAAACGGAGACCUGUACUUCUCUAACGUCCUAUUGGACGACACCAGGAACGACUACAUCUGUUACGCCCGCUUCCCCCACACACAGACCAUCCAGCAGAAACAACCCAUCACUGUCAAGGUCCUGGACAUGGAUGCAAUCAAUGAAACUGUGGCAGCUAUGUACAAUUAUACGAACAAUUUAUUUGUUGACAGUCCAUCGGGGGAGCGGCGACCCAGCUUCAUGGCUCCUCCGGGGCGGAGCAGCACCCAGAUGGCCCUGAGGGGAGGGGUUCUGGAGCUGGAGUGUAUCGCUGAAGGACUGCCGACUCCGGAGGUGUCCUGGUAUAAGGAGAGUGGCGAUCUUCCUAGCAGCCGGAUGUCCUUCCACAACUUCCAGAAGACGUUGAAGAUCGCAGAUGUGAUGGAGGCGGACGCCGGGGACUACCGCUGCACGGCCAAGAACAGCCUAGGCUCCGCCCAUCACAUCAUCAAAGUCAACGUCAAAGCGGCUCCGUUCUGGAUCAGUGCCCCCAGGAACCUGAUCCUGGCCCCGAAGGAGACGGGCAUCCUCACCUGCAGAGUCAGUGGAGACCCCAAGCCCCAAAUCGCCUGGUCCGUCAACGGAGUCCCCAUCGAAGACUCUCCAAAGGACAUGAGUCGGAAGGUGGAGGACGACACAGUGAUCCUGAGCGAUGUCCAGACCGGCUCCAGCGCUGUCUACCAGUGCAACGCCUCCAAUGAGUUUGGCUACCUGCUGGCUAAUGCUUUUGUCAAUGUGCUUGCCGAAGCACCAAGGGUGCUGACUCCCCCCAACAAUGUGUACCAGGUCAUCACCAACAAUCCUGCCUUCCUGGACUGUGCCUCGUUCGGCUCGCCCAUACCAACCAUCACAUGGUUUAAGGACAGUCAGACCAGUAUCCUGAAUAGAGACCCAUAUGUGAUCCAUAAUAACGGUACCUUAGAGAUCAACGUAGCCCAGUCCCUGAACAGUGGCAAGUACACCUGUAUAGCCUCCAACAACCUGGGAACCAGGGAGAACCAUGUCUACCUGGAGGUCAAAGAGCCGACGAGGAUCCUGGCCCAGCCAGAGUACAUGGUGGUCCAGAGGAACAGAAAGGCAGUGUUUGAGUGUAAAGUUAAACACGACCCCACCCUCAUCCCCACCAUGAACUGGCUCAAAGACAACGGAGAGCUGCCUGACGACGAGAGGUUCUUGGUGGACACUGACAGUCUGACCAUCAACGACGUGACAGAGGAGGACGAGGGAACCUACACCUGUGUCAUGAACACCACCCUGGACCAGGACUCAGCGAGCGCCAUGCUCACCGUCGUUGAGGCUACUCCAACUCCUGCUAUUGUCUACGAGGAACCAGACCCUCCUACAGACCUGGAGCUGACUGACCAGAGAGAGAGGAGCGUCCAGCUCACCUGGAUACCCGGGGACGAACACAACAGCCCCACACAGAAGUUCCUAGUCCAGUAUGAGGACCUGCUCCACCAGGCUGGGGUGUGGCACAACCUGACAGAGGAGGAGGGCACCAAGACCACGGCCCACCUGGACCUGUCCCCCUACGCAUACUACUCCUUCAGGGUUCUGGCCGUGAACCAUGUGGGCUACAGCCGGCCCAGCCAGCCCUCCAGACAGUACAGGACCAACCCUGCAGCUCCAGAUGUGAAUCCAACAGAUGUCCAUGGUGUUGGAACUGAACACAAUAACUUAGUCAUCUCAUGGAAAGAGCUGACAGGCCUCCAGUCCAACGGGCCAGGACUACAGUACAAGGUGAACUGGAGACAGAAGGAUGUGGAGGAGGACUGGUCGUCUGAGACCGUGGCUAACGCCUCCAAGUAUGUGGUGUCAGGCACACCCACUUUCGUACCCUACGAGGUCAAAGUUCAGGCGGUGAACGACUACGGAAACGGACCAGCGCCCGAGGCGGUGGAGGGAUACUCUGGAGAGGACGUGCCCAUGUCAGCCCCAGAGAGUGUCCAGGUGCUGGUUCAGAACGGGACGCUAGCAGAGGUUCACUGGGAGCCUGUCCUCACCUCCGUGGUCAGGGGACGACUCCAGGGAUACAAGGUGUCCUACUGGCGUGAGCGUAGCCUCCACCAGGCAGAGGCACAGCAGGAGGAGCAGCAGGUGUUGGCCUUCAGUGGAAACAGGACUGACGGCAGACUACCAGGCCUCAAACCCUACAGCCUCUACACACUGAACAUCAGGGUGGUCAACGGCAAGGGAGAGGGGCCCCCCAGCCCCAAUCACAACUUUGAGACCCCCGAGGGAGUCCCAGGUCCUCCUUCCUUCUUGCGUAUAAAGAACACCAACAUGGACUCUCUGACGCUGGAGUGGGGUCCUCCACAGGACAACAAUGGUCGCCUCACCGGCUACACACUCAAAUACCAGCCAGUCAACAGCUCCAAUGAGCUUGGUCCCGUUGAGGAGAUGAUGUUCCCAGCCAAUGAGACCACCGUAAUCCUGUCCGACCUCAAGUACAGCACCCGCUAUAAGUUCUACUUCAAUGCUAAGACCAUCAAGGGCUCCGGCCCAACCAUCACAGAGGAGGCUGUCACUAUCAUGGAUGAAGCCUUUGUUCAGCAACCCAUAGUAGAUGUGGUCAAAGGCUACACAGAACCCCAUCUUCCAAUCUCUCCCAUCACUCAGUCUCUGCGCCCCCCGUUUCACAAGGUGCAUUCGAUAGGCCCGGCGUUCACCAAUGUGAACUCAUCUGUGGUGGGAGAGGAGGGAGCAGUGAUAAGUUGGGAAUACUUUGGACCAGAUAAGAAUGUGUACGUGGAGUAUAUUGUAGAAAACAGUAAAGAAGACUGGACAAAAGAGUUUGUAAACGGCAGUAGCGGGUCCCAGACCUAUCUGAUAAAGGGCUUAAAGCCGGGGACGUCCUAUAGGGUUCGGGUGGUAGUUAAAGAUCACUCUGAGGCUACCAUACACAGUACAGAAGAGCUAGUGAUAACACUGCCAGAAGCAAUGAAAAGCAACCAGGUAGACCUAGCCACUCAGGGUUGGUUCAUAGGGCUGAUGUGUGCCAUCGCUCUCCUCAUCCUCGUCCUUCUCAUCAUCUGCUUCAUCAAGAGGAACAAGGGAGGGAAAUACCCAGUGAAAGAAAAAGAAGAUGCUCAUCAUGACCCAGAGAUCCAGCCUAUGAAGGAUGAUGAUGGGACGUUUGGAGAGUACAGUGACACGGAGGACCACAAGCCUCUGAAGGGAAGCCGGACGCCGUCCAACGGAACGGUGAAGAGGGACGACAGUGAUGACAGCCUGGUGGACUACGGCGAGGGAGGGGAUGGGCAGUUCAACGAGGAUGGAUCCUUCAUCGGCCAGUACAGCGGCAAGAAGGAGAAAGACACGCACGAGGGCAACGAGAGCUCCGAGGCCCCCUCGCCGGUCAACGCUAUGAACUCCUUCGUCUAGUUAGAUAGACAGUCGCCGCUAGCCGAUGGCGAUGCCAUGACGACUGGCUGCCAUGGAAACCGUCACUAUGUUGACCUGACCUGUCACCAUGGAGACCUGCCACCAUAAGGACGUGUCACCACGGAGUCUCAUCACCGUGGUGACCUGUCACCGUGGCCACCCAUCACCAUGGCUACUUCUGUCACACCCUGUCAUCUCUCCACAGCCUGCCCCUCUUGCCCGCCAACUCCCAACCCCCCCAUCACACUGUGACUACUCUCACCUCCCUCACUAUCACACGAUGGGACAAACAACUAACCAACCAGAAGAGACAUGAGAAGAAGAACCUUAGAACCAUUUGAAAAAGUAGAAAGAGGGAUGUAGGAGCCCAGAAACAGACAGAGAGAGAUGGAGGAGAAGGAAACACGGACAAGCAGGAAGUGGAGGAAUGUAUUCCAGGAGCAGACUGGGUUGGUUCUCAUCACCCAGACUGCUCCACAAAGUGCUGGAGAGGGCAUGUGUGUGUUAGGGCCAUUUUAGCUUUUGCAAACGUAUAUAUGAUGACAUAUAUAGAUCAUUGUCUUUUUGCAAACAAUGAUAUCCAUUAGAAUAUAUAUUUUCUCAACAUCACCCAACAUGGCAGUCAACAGUAUACAUACAUUUUGCCAUUCUAUACAUUCAUCUGCUUGUGAUUAAUAUACUGCAUGGAAUGAAUGAUACUGUAAACCAUUACACACGGAAUCAUACUGGUGUCUAGCGUGGGAGCAGAGAUUCACGUUGACCGACUGUACGCCAUGACGUGGUGCACACCUUAAACUACUGGUUAUGCCUUUCAUCAUCUUACCUUUCUACUGUCAUAAGUGUUAUAUUGGUAUUAUAAUACGGGGGGGGGGGGGACUAUGGCGUCAUCAAUGUCUUUGUGGACAUUGCUGUGAAAAGUGUGACUCAGUUUAAAUGCUAUUGUGGCAUGUUAUUUUUGCAAGACAGGAGGUGUUUGUAUGUAUACUGUAAUAGCAGAACAAAUCUAUGGACUGGAUGGUCAGGGAUAACACAUUUAUAGUUUGUAGCCCUGAAGAGAAAACUAUUAAUAAUCAAUACAGAAUAACGCCGACACUCCCCACCUCUCUCCAACGAUCCCACACUCACACACAGACGUUGCUGUUUGUCUUUCUUUGGUUUUUCAAGGCUUGUUGUUGUUUAGUUGUUGUUUAUUUGUCUUCCUUUCCGCCAGACACACGGUCUUGUUGCAGUGGCACUACUAUCUAACAUGGAGAUUGGAACAGACCCAUUGUUCAUACAGCUUCACCACACACUCAGCUGAGACUGCAUACAGCCUCUCUGAUCAUGGAACAAACAUUGAUCAACAUGUUGGCCUAACCUAUAAAAUGGCCACCACCCAGCAUAGUUCAACAGCAUUGCAUUUCCACGCUCCUGCCUUGUGUGGAGAGAGAGAGAGAGAGAGAACAGUCAAGCGGUGCUAUGUUCCUGCUGCAGUUCCCAGAGCAGACCUGUGUCAAAAUAGUAAAGUAUUUGUUUUCUUGCAAACACUUUAGGUGUACUCUAUUUCACUUGCGGAACCAAUAUAGUACCAUCACAAGAGAUCCCCACACAUCUGGGUGAACUCUGCACAGCAGACAAGCUAAAUCAAGUACACCCUAAAGUAAUGAAAUCAAACUAUUCUGAGCCAGGUCUGGAACCCGAUACAGACUGCAGGCGGUGCAAAACCAGAGAACCCUUCAGCACGGUUAAUAGUGCCUUUGUAGAGAACAGCCUGAGUUCUAGAUUCAUACCCAUACACAUCCCCUCAUCCACAGAGCAGAACUGUGGUUCUAAUACACAGAGCAGAACCUGGUUCCAAUACACAGAGCAGAACCUGGUUCCAAUACACAGAGCAGAACCGGUUCCAAUACACAGAGCAGAACCUGGUUCCAAUACACAGAGCAGAACCUGGUUCCAAUACACAGAGCAGAACCUGGUUCCAAUACACAGACCAGAACAUGGUUCCAAUACACAGAGCAGAACCUGGUUCCAAUACACAGAGCAGAACCGGUUCCAAUACACAGAGCAGAACAUGGUUCCAAUACACAGAGCAGAACAUGGUUCCAAUACACAGAGCAGAACCUGGUUCUGAAACACAAAGCAGAACCUGGUUCCAAUACACAGAGCAGAACCUGGUUCUGAAACACAAAGCAGAACCUGGUUCCAAUACACAGAGCAGAACCUGGUUCUGAAACACAAAGCAGAACCUGGUUCCAAUACACAGAGCAGAACCUGGUUCUGAAACACAAAGCAGAACCUGGUUCCAAUACACAAAGCAGAACCUGGUUCCAAUACACAAAGCAGGACCUGGUUCCAAUACGCAGAAAUAGAAUGACAUUCAUUCCAUCAUUCUGUUUCUAUGGUUCCAAAUCGGUACAGUUGUCAUGGGUCCAUGUAUAGAUCCAGCCAUGAGAGAUUAUAUACUAACCUAAAGAAAUGAAUCACUAACCAACACCACAGGAGAAUAGACUAUCAUCAUCCAUGGUCUCAUCUCUCCUCUCUGCGUCACACCUAGAGGAAGGGCUAGGGACCAGACCAGCAGCACUAAACUACUGCCAACCUAUGGUGCACCUGACAUGGCACCCUUUCCCCCUAUAUAGUGCACUACUUUUGACCAGGGCGCAUACGGCUCUGGUCAAAAGUAGCGCACUAUGUAGGGUGCCAUUGUCAAAAGUAGGGCACUAAAGGGAAUAGGGUCCCAUUUCAGAUGCAGCCUACUGUUUAACUCUCUGGUUAACUGCCAUUAAGGAUGGGGUGAACUACUGCUACAACGUAAAACAACUGAUAGGAACUGAAGGGGCUUGAACGGUAUGGAAGAUAUUGAAUGUGUUUUGCCUAUUCAUCAUAAGGAAUGAAAUGUUGCUUGUUUCAUUGGACCAUGUCAAUAGUAAUAUGUGCUGGUGAUUUUAGUUUUUUUGCAUUUAAACGUUUAUAUGUGUUUGUUGUCACGUUUUGCUGUAACUCAGAGUGCAACCUUGAAGUUUAGUGUGUAGCCUCCACCCAGUAGUCAGUGGAGUUGGAUCAUCUACAAGAAUGGUGUGUGUGUGCGUGCGUGCGUGCGUGCGUGCGUGUGUGUGACGUAUUCUAUAGCUCCUCUUCUAGGUGAUGACAGUCUGUUGUGUGAAGCGGUCCGGACAUCUUGGCAGAAACAGCUGAUCCAUAUGUCACCUGGAAGACGAAGGGAGAAUUUCAAGAGGAAGUUCCUGAUUUGCAUGAUCUACAUUUUCAACUUGCAUCAAGUUUUUAGUUUCCAAAUGUGUCUGCUUUCUGUGUGUAGAUAUUUUGUUGUAAUAUGUAAAUAGAGCUUGACCUGUAGAUGUUUUGGUUGGAGGGGUAUAGAGACGCCAGACGAGAGCUUGACCUGACUGUAGAUGUUUUGGUUGGAGGGGGUAUAGAGACGCCAGACGAGAGCUUGACCUGACUGUAGAUGUUUUGGUUGGAGGGGGUAUAGAGACGCCAGACGAGAGCUUGACCUGUAGAUGUUUUGGUUGGAGGGGGUAUAGAGACGCCAGACGAGAGCUUGACCUGACUGUAGAUGUUUUGGUUGGAGGGGGUAUAGAGACACCAGACAAGACCUGACUGUAGAUGUUUUGGUUGGAGGGGGUAUAGAGACGCCAGACGAGAGCUUGACCUCACUGUAGAUGUUUUGGUUGGAGGGGGUAUAGAGACGCCAGACGAGAGCUUGACCUGAUUGUAGAUGUUUUGGUUGGAGGGGGUAUAGAGACACCAGACGAGAGCUUGACCUGACUGUAGAUGUUUUGGUUGGAGGGGGUAUAGAGACGCCAGACGAGAGCUUGACCUGACUGUAGAUGUUUUGGUUGGAGGGGGUAUAGAGACGCCAGACGAGAGCUUGACCUGACUGUAGAUGUUUUGGUUGGAGGGGGUAUAGAGACGCCAGACGAGAGCUUGACCUGACUGUAGAUGUUUUGGUUGGAGGGGGUAUAGAGACACCAGACGAGAGCUUGACCUGACUGUAGAUGUUUUGGUUGGAGGGGGUAUAGAGACACCAGACGAGAGCUUGACCUGACUGUAGAUGUUUUGGUUUGAGGGGGUAUAGAGACUCCAGACGAGAGCUUGACCUGACUGUAGAUGUUUUGGUUGGAGGGGGUAUAGAGACACCAGACGAGAGCUUGACCUGACUGUGGAUGUAUUGGUUGGAGGGGGUAUAGAGACACCAGACGAGAGCUUGACCUGACUGUAGAUGUUUUGGUUGGAGGGGGUAUAGAGACGCCAGACGGGAGCUUGACCUGACUGUAGAUGUUUUGGUUGGAGGGGGUAUAGAGACGCCAGACGAGAGCUUGACCUGACUGUAGAUGUUUUGGUUGGAGGGGUAUAGAGACGCCAGACGAGAGCUUGACCUGACUGUAGAUGUUUUGGUUGGAGGGGGUAUAGAGACGCCAGACGAGAGCUUGACCUGACUGUAGAUGUUUUGGUUGGAGGGGGUAUAGAGACGCCAGACGAGAGCUUGACCUGACUGUAGAUGUUUUGGUUGGAGGGGGUAUAGAGACGCCAGACGAGAGCUUGACCUGACUGUAGAUGUUUUGGUUGGAGGGGGUAUAGAGACGCCAGACGAGAGCUUGACCUGACUGUAGAUGUUUUGGUUGGAGGGGGUAUAGAGACACCAGACGAGAGCUUGACCUGACUGUAGAUGUUUUGGUUUGAGGGGGUAUAGAGACACCAGACGAGAGCUUGCCAUGAGUGUUAAUGUUUUGGUUGGAGGGGGUAUAGAGACACCAGACGAGAGCUUGACCUGACUGUGGAUGUAUUGGUUGGAGGGGGUAUAGAGACACCAGACGAGAGCUUGACCUGACUGUAGAUGUUUUGGUUGGAGGGGGUAUAGAGACGCCAGACGGGAGCUUGACCUGACUGUAGAUGUUUUGGUUGGAGGGGGUAUAGAGACACCAGACGAGAGCUUGCCAUGAGUGUUAAUGUUUUGGUUGGAGGGGGUAUAGAGACACCAGACGAGAGCUUGACCUGACUGUGGAUGUAUUGGUUGGAGGGGGUAUAGAGACACCAGACGAGAGCUUGACCUGACUGUAGAUGUUUUGGUUGGAGGGGGUAUAGAGACGCCAGACGGGAGCUUGACCUGACUGUAGAUGUUUUGGUUGGAGGGGGUAUAGAGACGCCAGACGAGAGCUUGACCUGACUGUAGAUGUUUUGGUUGGAGGGGGUAUAGAGACACCAGACGAGAGCUUGCCAUGAGUGUUAAUGUUUUGGUUGGAGGGGGUAUAGAGACACCAGACGAGAGCUUGACCUGACUGUGGAUGUAUUGGUUGGAGGGGGUAUAGAGACACCAGACGAGAGCUUGACCUGACUGUAGAUGUUUUGGUUGGAGGGGGUAUAGAGACGCCAGACGGGAGCUUGACCUGACUGUAGAUGUUUUGGUUGGAGGGGGUAUAGAGACGCCAGACGAGAGCUUGACCUGACUGUAGAUGUUUUGGUUGGAGGGGGUAUAGAGACGCCAGACGAGAGCUUGACCUGACUGUAGAUGUUUUGGUUGGAGGGGGUAUAGAGACGCCAGACGAGAGCUUGACCUGACUGUAGAUGUUUUGGUUGGAGGGGGUAUAGAGACGCCAGACGAGAGCUUGACCUGACUAGAUGUUUUGGUUGGAGGGGGUAUAGAGACACCAGACGAGAGCUUGACCUGACUGUAGAUGUUUUGGUUGGAUGGGGUAUAGAGACGCCAGACGAGAGCUUGACCUGACUGUAGAUGUUUUGGUUGGAGGGGGUAUAGAGACGCCAGACGAGAGCUUGACCUGACUGUAGAUGUUUUGGUUGGAGGGGGUAUAGAGACGCCAGACGAGAGCUUGACCUGACUGUAGAUGUUUUGGUUGGAGGGGUAUAGAGACGCCAGACGAGAGCUUGACCUGACUGUAGAUGUUUUGGUUUGAGGGGUAUAGAGACGCCAGACGAGAGCUUGACCUGAUCAACUAGCAUCAUGGGGGUUUGAAGGUGUGUUGGGUGCAUUGCAAGAUGGGGACAAGAGAGACCUUUUACAGUUUUCACUCUUUCAUUUGCUGUGCAACUUUGUUUUUCAAAUUUGUCAGGUUACUACUUUUGCUAGCUCAAGGCCUUAUGGGGUAAGGAGGAGAGGUGCAGGAGACGAGGAGGAGGAGGAGGAGGAGGAGAAAAUAAUUCAAAUAAACAAAUGACAUGCUCAUCCAUUGAGACUCACAAAUAGACUAAAUGAUAGCAGGACGCAGUGUGAAUCCCCUGACUGGUGACUACAGGAAAUAAUAUAUGAAAUGAUAGUAGAACAUUCUGGUAAAUGUUGAAGCUACUCGAAGAGCAUGAAAGGCUGUCAAAUGGUUUACUCUAUAAUAUAAUAUUGCUAAAUAUUUUGUAUUUUGAAAUGAAAAUAAAUGUUGGUUUCAGAAUUUCA
Messenger RNA from Salvelinus fontinalis (brook trout), 10596 nucleotides. RefSeq names its product neuronal cell adhesion molecule-like. Lineage: Eukaryota; Metazoa; Chordata; Actinopteri; Salmoniformes; Salmonidae. The transcript is spliced from 32 exons. Gene Ontology annotation, biological process: brain development; cell-cell adhesion. The record is from RefSeq and is a predicted model, not a curated record. Gene Ontology annotation, molecular function: cell-cell adhesion mediator activity. Bases 216 to 4196 code for a protein of 1326 amino acids.